CGGUCAUCUAUAGGUGCCCUAUAUUACUAUAAAUAUUCUUACCUCAGCCUCAACCAUGGUGGGGACUGAGGUGGGUGGACCCUCAGUCUGUGAAAGUCUCCUCCCUGAAUCACCUAUCUUUCGAAUUACUGGAUCCGCCAAUGUUGAAUUAUUUAGAAUUAUUGCUAGAUUUACUAAUAUUAUUUAUGAUGCGUCUAUUGCCAUUUUCACUCUAUCCUCUCAGAACAGUCCUAAAACGUUCAGAUUGUGUUACCUCCCAGGGGGCUGCUCCCAGUUGUUGGCAGGGGUAUGACCCAACUACUUACCUCGCAUAACGCCACCCCAUCCCUCCUUCCCCCUCUUUCAAAAUCCUGGCUUCGUCCCUAAAUGAAUAACAAAAACUUGGUUCACACCAUCAAAUCUUCUUUGAAAAACAUCUGUUUUAUGUUUUGUUGAACAUGCAUUUUAUGUCUGAAAAAUCAGUUGUACAACGUAUCAAACAUAGUUUUUCUCCGGAGCCUGGCUUUAAAUGUUAUACCCUAUUAUUGUAAAAGGCUAAUGUAUAUAAAUAAAUCAACGGAUGGAAUUUAAUAAAUGUCCACCAUGGGGCUUAUGAGCGAGCCAAAGUCGAUACUUGGAAAAAUAAAUAAAUGAAAUGAAAAUAUCCAAUACAAUGCCAUACUUCCUCUGCCAUACAUUGUUCAUGUUGACCAACUGAUAGACCUACAUACAGGAAUUGUUUGUCAGUUCAGAGUCCAAAGUAUAGCCCAUCAGCACGCAUGCAACGACAGUCUUCGAAUCGGACAUGUCUUACAAAUGGCACGGUCAACAUCGGUAAUGUAAAAGGAUAACAGAAUGAAUACAGUUAAAACACUAUCUCUGAAUGAAAAACUGAUCACAAUACUUCUAAUAGUCAAUGGCAUCAUGAUGCUCACGUACAUCUAUCAAAAUAAACAACUUUACGAUAGCAAUGUGACUGUUUUCAAAGAAAAAAAUACCUUAACGAGAAGCACAAACGCGUUUAAAAACAGUGACGCCAUCGAAGAAUACUCAAGGAGGGACGCAGGUCCGAGUAGGAGACAUACAUCUAGCACUACAAACAUUCGUUAUACAAUUGAUGACAGUGACGCAAGAUACUAUAACUUAAGAAAUGACAAAGCAUUGCAAUUCCACUGUGGACACUGCGCUGUUGUCACAAACUCUGGCCAUGUACUCAACAGCAGCGCUGGCUCAAGAAUUGACAGCACAGAAUGUGUAUUGAGAAUGAACUCUGCGCCUACUAUAGGCUUUGAAGAGGAUGUUGGUAAACGCACCACAGUCAGAGUUAUAGGCCAUGCCAACAUAGGAAAGGCUCAAAUUCUCGAAAGUGAAGAGCCUAAAAUGGUUGUUAUACCGUGGCUGUAUUUAACAGAUAUCAACAGAGAAAAGAACGAGUAUUUCAAUAUAGCGAAAAAUCUGUCUAUGAAUCACACGGGUGUCGAAUUCUAUCUAUUCAGUGAGGAUAAAGUUAAUAUAUCCGAAAAAAUGUUUAAAGAAGAAACGGGAUUAAGUAUCCGGAAAGAGGCGCAUUCCUGGUUAUCAACAGGAUGGAUGACUAUGAUAUUUGCGUUAGAUAUUUGUGAUCGCAUUGAUGUUUACGGACUUGUUCCUGAAAAUCACUGCAGGAAAUUGACGAACUGGACUACACCGUAUCAUUACUACGAUCCUGAGUUCAGAUCAGAAUGCGGCUAUUAUAACGAAAGCGAAACCAGAUUAUUAGGUGGACACAAGUUUCUAACGGAAAAGGCUGUAUAUGCAAAAUGGUAUCAAAAGUACAAACUCAAUUUCUAUCAUCCAACAUGGGAUGGCGAAGACUUGGAAACCAGUAACAACAGCACUUUCUUAGAUACCCCGUAUCUUCGACGGUAUCAACACGCUAUGGAAACUGGUGAAAUGAAAAAAGCUUUGCUCAGACGUAAAAAGAAAAAACAAAAAGUUGAAAGAAUUUCGAAUUCUAGAGAGAUACCGAGAAAACGAAAAGAAGCUAGGCUUAAGAAGGCACGGGGAAGAAUUAAAUCAGCCAAAGCACGGAAACGAAAGGCAAAGAGUGUGAAUUCACUGGAAAAAAAUAGCACAUUGCAAGAAGGCAGUGAUCAGAAAAAUAAUCAAUCUACAAGGACUAUAUCAAGAAAAUUCAGAAGCAUAAACACUGUUAGAUUAUCUUCCUUAUAACAAUUAUACCGAUUAUAUGCUUGGUCACCACUGUAGGUGCCUAUUGAGCUAAUCGAGGAGGGGGACAGAUGGUGUCUCGAGGACGAUUUCAGCAGCACUUAUUUCCUACAAGUUACCCUGCUGUUGUAUCAGAAAGUAUAGCACAAGGGGGUUCGUCGACUGCUGAUAUCAAAGGGAUUUCGGACCCCUCUAAUUCGUUCCUAGGGUUAAUCACAGUAAAUUCCUCCCAAACAAGUAAUUCUGCAGCCAGACAAGGGCCCCUCUGACCAAACUUCCGGAAAUCGAAAUCACUCGAGAUAUCUUUUUCCACCCCAGCCACCUCCCUUUUAAGAAAUUCGGCAUGGAUAGCCGAAUCCAUUUACGUAGUAGGCCUACGUCACGUACACUGCCAGGCCGUAUUUUCUGUCGGAGAUGGCUCAUGUACUGUCGUUCUUUUUAACGAUAGCGUUUAACCUUAGUAUAAAAACCUACCUCAUAGAAAGGUUAUAUGCUUUUACACAAGAUACAAGAUACUUUUAUUGUCACUUAUUGAAAAAAAUCACAAGUAAAAUCUUUUUCCUGAUGCUAAUACACAUAAUAAAUAUAAAUAUAAAUACAGAGGUUAGUACAAAAAAACAAAAAAGGGUGAACUGCACACUCAUAGCACAAGGUAUAGCACGUGCAUUAACAUUAUCAUUAUUUAUCAUAAUUCACCCUUUUCUUCUUAAUUGUUGUAAUUAUCAAUAAUAUAAAUAUACAUUAUAAUGAUAAAAUAAUAUACAAGCAUUUUUAACCAAUAGGCCUAUUAAAGUAAAUUAUCAAAGGCGUGAAAUAUACCAUGAGAAAAAAAACGAUACUGGUGGACAGACGUUAAAUUGAACGAACUACACUGAAUGAAAGAGAUAGGUUUUUCUUUUUUAGCUUCAGAAUGAGAAAGCUUUCAUUUACAGAGAGAAGACGACGAUUUGGGACAUAGAGAUUGGCCUUGUUUAGCGCCUGAAUUCAAUCACAUGAAGUAAUGUUCGGUGGCGCUAAAUGAUGGUAUAAUUUCAGAGUGCACAAAAUGGUUAAUCUCAUUAAGUUGUGUAUUUGUAUUAUGUAUAUUAUUAUGUAUUUUUCUUCAACAUUAAUAAUAAUAAUAAUAAUUACAUUAUUAUUAUUAUUAUUAUUAUUAUUAUUAUUAUUAUUAUUAUUAUUAUUAUUAUUAUUAUUAUUGUAGUAUCAUUAUUUAACUUAUUAGAGUUAGUAAAAAACAUAGCCAUUGGCAUAGAUUUAAAGAAGCGCCACUUUGUUACCUCUUGCUGUUCUUUAGAAGCAUAAUAAUAUUGAAUAACGGUUUAAGAUUGUAUUCUUUUAUGUUGGAAUAAUACGGUUUUCAACAAGCAUUUUAAGAUGUUCUAUUUUAUGUACAAACGAAUAAAGAUUUAAAAUCCAAUGAAAAAAAUCUCAAUCUUGUUAUUAUUAGUAUCAAU
This is a messenger RNA of Anneissia japonica, 3641 nucleotides long. RefSeq names its product alpha-N-acetylgalactosaminide alpha-2,6-sialyltransferase 3-like. Lineage: Eukaryota; Metazoa; Echinodermata; Crinoidea; Comatulida; Comatulidae. The coding region runs from base 835 to 2190 and encodes 451 amino acids. Gene Ontology annotation, molecular function: sialyltransferase activity. The record is from RefSeq and is a predicted model, not a curated record. The transcript has 5 exons.